GAAAACUCCGCUCUCGUCUCUUUAUUUUCUAUCUUUGUUCUCUUCUCCUAAUUUCAAAAGAGCCGUUAGAGAGAGACAGAUCGAGAAAGAACCAGAGAGAGAAACCUGAGAAAAUCGAAGAUGGCUACGAACAUUGGGAUGAUGGAUUCUGCAUAUUUCGUCGGGAGAUCGGAGAUUCUGGCUUGGAUUAACUCUACUCUCCAACUCAAUCUCUCCAAAGUCGAAGAGGCUUGUUCAGGCGCUGUUCAUUGUCAGCUGAUGGAUUCGGUGCAUCCUGGGACUGUUCCGAUGCACAAGGUUAACUUUGAUGCGAAGAGUGAAUAUGAGAUGAUUCAGAACUAUAAGGUUCUUCAGGAUGUGUUUAAUAAACUCAAGAUCACUAAGCACAUCGAAGUGAGCAAACUCGUUAAGGGAAGGCCAUUGGAUAACUUGGAGUUUAUGCAGUGGAUGAAAAAGUACUGUGAUUCUGUUAAUGGAGGCCAGCAUAAUUACCAUGCACUUGAGAGAAGGGAAGCCAGCAAAGGAGGUAAAGAAGCAACGAAGAGAGCUGCAGCUACACAACAAUCAGGCAAGAGUUCGUCUUCUUCAGCUCCACCUCGACCUUCAUCUUCAAAUGGAACCCGUAAGCAUGAGCCACAAUCCAACAACACCGGUACUCACCAUUCUUCAACUGGGAAUCACCACCACUCUUCAAAACCAUCAGCUAAACAAUCUAAACCAGUGCCUGCUUAUGAUGAAAAGAUCACAGAACUGAAACUUUACAUUGACAGCUUAGAGAAAGAGAGAGAUUUCUAUUUCUCUAAACUCAGAGAUGUAGAGAUUCUCUGUCAAAACCCAGACACAGAGCACUUACCUCUUGUUGGUUCCAUAAAAAGAAUCCUAUACGCAGCAGAUGGAGAAGACGUUGGAGCAGCAGAGACACAGACUUUGAGUCCCAUUGCUGAAGGAUCAGAAGAGAGAAGGAACAGUGUAACAGAGUCGCAGAAGAGGAAGCUCAUAGUGAAUCUCGACGUAGAUGUUGCAGCGAUUACAACACUCUCUCCAAGACAACGCCUUUCUGAUGCUUCUGAUGUCAAAUGCAGUGGUUCAUCUCCUCUCUUGACCUGCUGAAAUCAGAGUUAGCUAUAUAAUACUCUCUUAUGAAAACAUUCUCUCUCAGAGAAUCUGUUCUAUGUUUGAAAAAAAUUCCCUAUCCCUCCUUAUAAACAUACUCUACUAGUACUCUGUUGAAAAUAUCAUUGUUGUGAUGUUUUGUGGUCCUUAUGGUAUAAUAUGUUUUGCCCCUACAGUUUCACAUCUUAUUUGAUUAGUAGCAGUGCUGAAUAAUUAAACAUAAGUUUGUCCUAA
This is a messenger RNA of Arabidopsis thaliana (thale cress), 1347 nucleotides long. RefSeq names its product end binding protein 1C (gene EB1C). The transcript is spliced from 6 exons. Gene Ontology annotation, biological process: thigmotropism. NCBI's taxonomy places the organism in Eukaryota, Viridiplantae, Streptophyta, Magnoliopsida, Brassicales, Brassicaceae. Gene Ontology annotation, cellular component: phragmoplast; nucleus; spindle. Gene Ontology annotation, molecular function: microtubule binding. Bases 121 to 1110 code for a protein of 329 amino acids. The record is from RefSeq and is marked reviewed.